Penicillium taxi is the source of this 1179-nucleotide messenger RNA. RefSeq lists its product as uncharacterized. NCBI's taxonomy places the organism in Eukaryota, Fungi, Ascomycota, Eurotiomycetes, Eurotiales, Aspergillaceae. The transcript is spliced from 3 exons. Gene Ontology annotation, cellular component: endoplasmic reticulum tubular network. Bases 1 to 1179 code for a protein of 392 amino acids. Gene Ontology annotation, biological process: endoplasmic reticulum tubular network organization. The record is from RefSeq and is a predicted model, not a curated record.
AUGGUGUCUUUCUGGCCCUGGAAGGGCGAUGACAACUCCCCUGCCUCCUUCGAAAAAGCACUGGCUAGCUUGUACACUCGAAUCGCUGAAGCCACCACGCGCCUAGACCAACAACGCUCAAAGUCGCGGCGCUUCAAGGCUCUUUGGACACUCUACUCGACAUUCGCUUACCUUUUCUACUCGAUCGGCAUCGCCCUGGUGCUAGGAUGGAAGAGCUGGGGUUUUAAGGAGUACGCCGCGAUCUCCGGCGGUCCGGUGCUUAUCUACGGUGUACGCACGCUAGGUGCUCUCUUUUUCGACUACCGUAUCUCUAGAACCCAGCGUGGCCUGAACGAACUGCAGAAACAGCGCGAUGACACGAUCGAGAAGCUCAAAGUCGCCACCAAAUACAACUCUACGCAGCAGCUGCUUGAGAAGUAUGGUGGUGAAUCUCCUUCAAAGACUCCCAGCCCGAAACCACUCGAGAAGCGUAAGCUGGUAAUGCCCCAGCAACCUGUAGGCCGAACAGGGCUGUCUCCUCCUCCCACCGCGAACAUUCGACGAGCUCCAAGCCAGCAAUUCUACGGGCUGGAAAACACUCCUUCUCGUUCUCCUGCCUAUCAGACUCCUAUUGAACCACAACAACAACAACAACCACACUCUCUUUCACCCCACGCUCCUUCUCCCCCUAUCUCACAACCACAGACCGACGAACCCGGCUUUGCACCAAAUGCUUUCCCCACCUCGGCACCGCAAGAACAACCAAAUUGGUACGACCGUCUUUUGGAUGUCUUACUCGGCGAGGAUGAAACACAGCCCCGGAACCGCAUGGCUAUGAUCUGUCACAGCUGUCGCUUGGUGAAUGGUCAAGCCCCGCCAGGCAUUAACACGCUCCAGGAGCUUGGCCGCUGGCGAUGCGGCGGUUGUCAAGCGUGGAAUGGUGUUGAAAGCGAGACCACCAAGCUGCUGUCAAGCUUGCGCCAUAAUCGGAGCCAGAGCCAAGGUAAAGAUGUGUGUACGCAUAGCCCGGUUAUGGAUGCGCAGUCUGAUGGCCCGGAUGACGGGGCCAUGGUUGAAUCUAGUGAUGGUGAACAAAGUGCCGAGCGUGAGUCCGAGUCUGAGGUCGAGGCUCAAUCUGAUCAGCCUGAAGAGGCCAAACCUGAACUACGGCGUUCAAAGCGAGGCAAGAGCGCGCAGUAG